AUGUUGGAUAGAUUUAGGAACGUUGAAUUGGCAAACUUCCAUCAGAAGUGCAUGCCAAGAUCUGUUGAAGGAGAUCUACUCUCAGCCGAUCCAGAGAUCGAACGAAGUUUAAGAAGAAGGCAGAGAGAAAAUAGAGCAGCGAGAAAUCAGAUGGAAAAUCCAGUCCAGCAUUGUAUAUACACUGGUCGGGCAGCCAAGUUUCCAGUUGAAGACAAAUGUGAUACAACUAUUCCAGAACGGACAUCAAUAGUCAGCAUUACUACCUGGAAUGACUUAGCUCAAAAGUUCUGUACUAAGUUCUUCCCACCGGCCAAGAUAGCAAAGCUAAAGCACGACAUAUCUAUCUUCAAGCAAGCUUUCAAGAGCAUGGUCGACUCUUCGGCUAAUGGGUCAUUGUCCACGAAAACAAUUGACGAAGCAUUGAAGUUAUAUGAGACAAUGGUGGAAAACAUGACUCAGUCAGCUAACGCAGCUCAGACAAAGAAGGCAACUUGUGAGGAAUGUGGAGCUGAGCAUGUGAUAGCGAAAUGUCCAAUUUUGGCACAAGAAAAAGAGCAAGCAGAUUUUGCUCAAUGGGGACAACGCCAGCAGAAUAACACAUACAGAGAGACCUACAACCCAAGCUGGAAAAAGCACCCAACUUUUCUUGGAGCAACCAAAAUCAGAAUAGGCCACAGGAGUAGAGCACCAAGUAGCUUGCCAAGUAACACAGAAGUCAAUCCAAAAGAGCAUGCACAGGCUAUAACAACGAGAAAUGGAGUGCAAUUACCUGAGAGACAAGUGAAUGACCCCGAGGCAAACAGAGAAGAGAUGUCUCCUGAAGUAGAAGAGACUUUAGAGCAAGAAGAGCAGACAAAAGAGCCAACACCGAGUGCAAAUAAAGAAAACUCAAGGGAUAAAGAGACUGCAAUUGUGAACCCAUAUGAGCCACCCAUACCGUUUCCACAGAGGCUGAAGAAGCAAAAGAUGGAGCAGCAAUACAAGAAGUUUCUCGAAGUCUUUAAGAAGCUCCAUAUCAACAUCCCAUUCGCUGAAGCACUGGAAGCUAGGAGAUCACGAGACAGUUAUGCUAACAGAGGAGUGCAGUGCCAGGAUUCGGAGAAAGCUCCCGCCAGAAUUGAAAGAUCCAGGGAGAAAUUGGGAUUGGGAGAAGCUAAAGCUACCACGGUGACCUUACAGCUGGCUGACAGAUCAUUGACACAUCCACGAAGAAUAAUUGAAGACGUAUUAGUUAAAGUGGAGAAGUUUAUAUUCCCAGCAGAUUUUCUUAUUCUAGAUAUGGAAGGAGAUAAAGAUGUUCCUUUAAUACUGGGCAGACCAUUCUUGGCCACAGGCAGAGCUUUGAUCGAUGUUCAGAAUGGGCAGUUGAUACUGAGAUUGGGAGGAGAACAUGUUUCAUUCAAUGUCUUCAAGGCUAUGAAACUACCAAUAGAGACUGACAGCUGUUUCAGGGUUGACAUGAUCGAUAAAAUGAUUGAAAAGCCGUUUACACUGCAAAAUCCAUCAGAUGCAUUGGAGGCCUACAUUGCACAUUCUCAAUCCACAAAAUCUGAUUCUGUGGACAUAGAAAUGUGUGCAAGAUUUUUGGAGUCCAACCCACCUUACACACGGAAACGAUACUUUGAGGAGCUUGGGAUAGGGCCUGAUAAAUCAUAG
This is a messenger RNA of Olea europaea var. sylvestris, 1656 nucleotides long. RefSeq lists its product as uncharacterized. The transcript has 9 exons. Lineage: Eukaryota; Viridiplantae; Streptophyta; Magnoliopsida; Lamiales; Oleaceae. Bases 1 to 1656 code for a protein of 551 amino acids. The record is from RefSeq and is a predicted model, not a curated record.